Messenger RNA from Eublepharis macularius, 2172 nucleotides. Its product is annotated as extracellular calcium-sensing receptor-like. Gene Ontology annotation, biological process: G protein-coupled receptor signaling pathway. Gene Ontology annotation, cellular component: membrane. Gene Ontology annotation, molecular function: G protein-coupled receptor activity. The coding region runs from base 1 to 2172 and encodes 723 amino acids. Lineage: Eukaryota; Metazoa; Chordata; Lepidosauria; Squamata; Eublepharidae. The record is from RefSeq and is a predicted model, not a curated record. The transcript is spliced from 5 exons.
AUGGUUACGUUGGGUGUCUCAAAACCAGAAGAAGCAUUUGACUUUCUGCUUGCGGAAAUAGCUUUCUAUACAGUUUUGAAUUCUUUGCUAAAGAAUUACCAGAAUAUCUUGGCUUUGGAAUUUGCUAUAGAAGAGAUCAACAAGAAUCCCUACAUUAUACCAAAUGCUACUUUGGGCUCCCAUGUCCUCAGUGGUUACUACCUUACAAAGAUGACGUAUAAGGCUACCCUCAAUCUGCUUUCUACACAGCAUAGGUUUAUACCCAACUUCAAAUGUGAUACAAAGAAAAAUCUUAUAGCUAUAAUUGGAGGGAUUGACCCAGAAACCUCUGCCGAUAUAUCCAUCCUUUUGACUAUUUACAAGAUUCCACAGAUGUCUCCAGGCGUAGCCUAUGAGUACAGGGGAAUUAUAAAGCUACUUCACUAUUUCAGAUGGACAUGGAUUGGUCUCAUUGCUGUAAAUGAUGAGAAUGGGGACAAGUUUCUGCAGAUGGUGGUUCCCAUGCUUUCCCAAAAUAGCAUCUGUUCUGCCUUCACUCUAAGAACCCCAAAACGGGCUUAUGUCGAUAAUUUCAUAGAUUUACUUUUGACUCUGCUGGAAAAAAGUCCAAUUCUUGUGAGUAGCAGAGCCAAUGUGUAUUUUCUGUAUGCAGAACCCUCAUCAAUGCAGGCUUUGAGAUUUUUGAUGAACUUUGUGGAACCAUCUGCCUUGCUACUUCUGGGUAAAGUUUGGAUUUCUACAUCCCAAUGGGAUUUUUCUUCCCUGUCUAUUGAAAAAUUUUGGAAUACUCAAAUCUUCCAUGGUGCUUUAUCCUUCAUAGUUCACUACAACCAGCCUCCGGGAUUCCCAGACUUCCUUCGGACUAUAAAACCAUCUUGGAGAAAAGGAGAUGGUUUUAUCCAGGAAUUCUGGGAGCAGGCAUUUGGCUGUUCAUUGAAAAUAUCUAGUAAGGAUGUGGAGCACAAGAAAACCUGCACUGGGGAAGAGAAGCUGGAAAGUCUCCCUCUGAUUUUGUUUGAAAUGCGCAUGACUGACCACAGCUACAGUGUUUAUAAUACUGUCUAUGCGGUGGCACAUGCUUUGAACACAAUAUGUGAGCCAGGGUUGAAACACAGAAGACUGGAGUUUCAACAUAUACAGCCAUGGCAGGUCCUGCCUCUUUCUGUAUGCAAUGACAAUUGUAAUCCUGGUUACCACAGGAUAAAAAAGGAGGUAACCUUUUGCUGCUAUGACUGUGUUCCAUGUCCAGAAGGGAUGAUCUCUGAGCAGAAAGAUAUGGAUGCCUGUGUCAAUUGUAAAGAAGAUCACUAUUCCAAGAAGGGCCAAAAUAAUUGCAUUUCAAAGGUUAUAACCUACCUUUCUUAUAAAGAACCAUUAGGGAUUGCUUUAGCUUUUCUUGGGAUUUCUUUAGCUCUGACAACAGCUUUGGUGUUUGGAACAUUUCUGAAGCAUCAGAAAACUCCCUUAGUCAAAGCCAACAACCGGAGCCUCACCUACGUUCUUCUCACCUCUCUCUUUCUUUGUUUCCUUUCCUCCUUACUAUUCAUUGGGCAGCCUGACAAAGUGACCUGCCUCCUGCGACAAACUACUUUUGGCAUUGUCUUCUCCGUGGCUCUCUCCAGUGUGUUGGCCAAAACCGCCACUGUGGUAUUGGCAUUCAUGGCUACCAAACCAGGAUCCAAGAUAAGAAAAUGGAUAGGGAAAAGAACAGCCAAUUCUAUUGUCCUUUCCUUUUCCUUUAUUCAAAUAGGCAUAUGUACCCUUUGGCUAACAAUUUCUCCUCCUUCCCCAGACAUGGACAUGCAUUCAUUCCAUGAUCAAAUCAUACUGGAAUGCAAUGAGGGCUCAGUGACUCUUUUUUACUGUCUCUUGGGCUACAUGGGCUUCCUUGCAGUUAGUAGCUUCAUUGUGGCAUUCUUUGCCAGGAAGUUGCCAGAUAGUUUCAAUGAAGCCAUGUUUAUCACUUUCAGCAUGUUGGUCUUUUGCAGUGUUUGGCUAUCCUUUAUUCCAACCUACCUGAGCACCAAAGGGAAAUCCAUGGUUGCUGUGGAAAUCUUUUCUAUCUUAGCCUCUGGUGCUGGCUUACUGGGUUGUAUUUUUUUCCCCAAGUGCUACAUCAUUGUGCUGCGGCCUGAGCUGAACAACAAAAUACAGUUAAUAAAGAAAAAAUAA